AUGGGGUUUCCUCCAAGUUUAGCUAGGGUUUCUCUAUUUCUUAUGCUACUUGUACUUGUUGGGGCUUCUUCUAAAUUUGAGGGAACCCUCAAGCACCUGCCCCAGAGACUAAGCAUUGCAGUUGAGGGUGUCAUCUAUUGCAAGUCAUGCAACUACUCAGCCAAUGACACUCUGCUUGGAGCCACCCCACUUCAAGGUGCCACGGCUCGUUUAGAAUGCAAUAGCUCAAAGCAAGUGGUGACAGCGGAAGGCAAAACUGAUAAAAAUGGGUACUUCUUCAUUGAGGCCCCAAGAAACAAGGUUACAAACUAUGCCUUCCAUAAAUGCAAGGUCUUUUUGGCAUCAUCACCUCUGGCCACGUGUCAAAAGGCCACUGAUCUACACGGUGGAAUAACAGGGUCCCCCCUGAGAUUUCAUCAGGUUCUUGACAGUGGGUACCCACUUGCUGUUUUCUCUACUGGGCCCCUUGCCUAUGCCCCUACUAAUGCCACUGUGUGCGCUCACCACCCCGAAGCUAGAUUUUAG
This is a messenger RNA of Amborella trichopoda, 525 nucleotides long. RefSeq names its product non-classical arabinogalactan protein 31. Gene Ontology annotation, cellular component: cell periphery. Lineage: Eukaryota; Viridiplantae; Streptophyta; Magnoliopsida; Amborellales; Amborellaceae. The record is from RefSeq and is a predicted model, not a curated record.